AUGCCGCCCCCUCCCCCACGAGUCAGGGCGCGGGAUGCGGAGGAGCUGUUGCGUGAGGCGGAGGAGGCGGCGGGGCCGAGCGACAUCGGCAUAGUGGACGCCAAAGGGCUCAGGCGCCUGGUGCUGGCUCUGGAGCGCAAGGUCCCUUUGGAGGGGGCCACCCAGAAUCUAGAGCAGCGCACGCGCUUUGCAGACCAGCCGGAGAAGUUCCUGGAGUCGGAGGUGGAGCUUGACGAGGCCGUGAACGCCCUGAGGGUGGUGGCCAGCACGCCCGAGCUGUACCCGGAGCUGAUCGCCAGCGGCGCACUGGAGACCCUGCUCCCCCUGUUGCACCACGACAACGCCGACAUUGCGGCGGCGGUCAUGGAGCUGCUGGCAGAGCUGACCUCUGAGGACGCGGUGGACGAGGCGCGGGAGGAGGGGCGCGCGCUGGCGGCGGCGCUGGCCUCGGCCGGGCUGCUGGCGGCGCUGGCGCACCGCCUGCCCGCCUUUGACGAGGGCGUGCCCGAGGAGGCACAGGCCGUGCAUAGCGCGCUGGGCGUUCUGGAGGGGCUGGUGGAGGCGGGGGGCGAGCCGCGCGAGGCGCUGGUCGCCGGUGGCGGCGUGGACGCGCUGCUGCAGGCCGCAGCGCCGUACAGAGCGCGCGCGGCAGAGGAGGGCGAGGAGCAGGACUACCUGGAGAACCUGGUGACCGCACUCUGCGCCCUGCUCGCCCUCUCCGCCGGCCAGCGCGCGUUUGUCGAGGGGGAAGGCAUCGAACUGAUGCUGCUCAUCCUGAGGGGCAACAGCGCUGCCAGAGUGGCCACCCUGCGCUGCAUCGACUUUGCCACCACCAACUCCCAGCCCGCCUGCGAGAGGCUGGUGGACGCCGGCGGCCUCAAGUCCCUCUUCGGCAUCUUCAUGGGCAAGAUCAAGGCAUGUCGGUGUACGGCAAAGAAGGCGGAUGAGGUGGAUCGGCAGGAGGAGGAGGAGCGGUCGGUGUCCAUCAUCACAAACCUGUUCCAGAUGCUGCCGACCUCGUCCCGGAGGGACCGGGUGGCCAGCAAGUUUGUGGAGAACGAGUUUGAGAAGGUGGACCGGCUGGUGGAGGUGUACCUAAGAUACGAGCAGCGUGUGGCGGCUGGGGAAGAAAGGCUCGCCUCUGCUCAGGUCUUGGAGGCGAUGGACGAGGACGAACUCCUUCUGGCACGCAUGGAGGCCGGGCUGUUCACUUUGCAGCAGGCUGCGCUGGUGCUGGGCUCUCUCUGGCUGCUCCAGGAGGAGGCGCUGAGGAAGCGGGUGCUCAUGCUGCUGCACCAGAAGUCGCACUCGCUGGCGGCCGUGCGCAGGGUGCUGCUGGGCCGUCGCAGCGCCCUGGGAGGGGAUGGUGCCCCAGAGGACACCAAGAAGCAGUACGCCCACAUCAGCGCCAUGCUGAGGGCGCUGGGACAUGUGGAUGCACCAGAUGGCGCUGUGGCUGGAGGUGCAGAGGCGGCCACCCCGGGGCAGAACGGGGUCGAUGCACCCGCCGACGACGGCGCCAGCCGCGACGACGGCGGUAGUGCAUCAGAGGCGGGAAGGGACCGCGACCCUCCUUCCGCUCUACAGUGUGGGGCUGGGGCUAUGCCUGAGCGCGACCCUCAUCGCGGCAGUGCCAGGACCGAUGGCCCUGCCGCGGGUGAGGCAGAUGAUCCAGCAGAGCCAGGAGCGCGCACGAUCAAAGAGGAGGGGAGGAGUAGGGACGCCGCAUCUCCGUCCCGGCAUGGGCGGCACUCCCGCGAUGAGCGUGGGCGCUCGCCGCACGAGAAAUCGAUAGCCCGCCGCGUCGACUCGUCUGUGCAGGGUCGGCGCCACCGCAGCCGCAGCCGAGACGACGACUCCCCCGCGCGGAAGCACCGCCACCGCAGCCGCAGCCGUGGCGAAUCGCCGGAGAGGAAGCGCCGCCACCGCAGCCGCAGCCGACAUGACGACUCCCCCGCGCGGAAGCGCCGCCACCGCAGUCGGAGCCGUGAAGCGCGGCGCGAGUCGCGGCCGCGCAGCCGGAGCAGGGACCGCUAUGCCAGGCGCGAGGUGAUCCCGGGCCGGCGCUGA
Auxenochlorella protothecoides is the source of this 2070-nucleotide messenger RNA. Its product is annotated as Beta-catenin-like protein 1. Lineage: Eukaryota; Viridiplantae; Chlorophyta; Trebouxiophyceae; Chlorellales; Chlorellaceae. Gene Ontology annotation, cellular component: spliceosomal complex. The transcript has 10 exons. The record is from RefSeq and is a predicted model, not a curated record. The coding region runs from base 1 to 2070 and encodes 689 amino acids.